ACUCACCCCUCCUUCCGCACACGCUUAGAGUAUAAAAGGAGAACUUUGGAUACUCUCGGUAGAGUCUGCUGCGGGUUGCGUACGGAUGCCCAGCCGGUAUUGAAGCUGCUCUACCUGGAGUGCUGGCUCUCCCUCCUAUUGGCGCACGAACAUUGUGGCAGUGGGUGCUGGUUUCUGUGAUGGGAUGCGUUGUGGUGACAACACAAAGGCGGCUGUGAUACGGCUGGGCCUGAUGGAAAUGAUAGCUUUCGCCAAACUCUUCUCUAAGGAUGACACCGUUUCCACAGCAACCUUCCUCGAGAGCUGUGGUGUAGCUGACCUCAUCACGACCUGCUACGGUGGCCGAAAUCGACGGGUGGCAGAGGCCUUUGCCACGACAGGGAAGAGCAUUGAGGAGCUGGAGAAAAUUAUGUUGAAUGGUCAGAAGCUCCAGGGUCCUGCUACAUCAGCUGAGGUUUACAACAUACUCAAGCAGAAGGAUCUGGUGGCCAAGUUUCCUCUUUUUUCAGCAGUUUAUCGGAUUUGUUUUGAGGGUAAACCAGUCCAGGAGAUGAUCUCUUGCCUGCAGAGCCACCCAGAGCACAUGUGAAACUGGAUGGACAUGUCACGACAUUUUCCUGCUAAUCAUUUAUUUCUCGAGCAUGAUAAAACCACUGGCCUUUGAUGUUAUGAUAAAAGGCAAUUAACAUAAAUCACUAUGAUCAAAAUGGCCACUCUAUUGACAGGCUUUCUAAAUUGAUCAAAUCAUGUGUAUUCCAGUGUACUUGGCCAAGCUACAUUUAAGCGUACCAUGAAGGCUACUUUUUUAAGUGCAAAUCAAUGUAAACAUAGAAGACUAAAGGCAGUAAUAGAGAGAGGAGGAUGACCAAAUAUUUACGAAACUUGACCAACAGAUCAACAAAUUAUUUCUAGAGAUGUGGUUUGCUUUUUAGAUUUUCAAGAUAUUGACUUCUUUUUUUAAUAAACAUUUUGUACGCAUUUUAUUAGAGAAUCACUUGUGCAUAGGGUUUGACAUCAGGAAGAAUAAAAUAAAAAUAUACAAAUGUCUUUGACAGUUUGUUGCAGUAAGAUUUAUAUUAUUGUUGCUGCAAGAUGUGUGAGCUUACAUCGCGCAAUACCAAAAUACUUUUGUUGAGCCCCUUGAGGGUUUUUUGUUGUUGUUGUUUUCUUUUUCUACCCAAGGACAAUUUAUCAGGAUUAUAUCAUAUCACUUCCAUUACAGUCUCCAAAUUCUCAGAUCUAUCAAUUAAUUAAUUAAUUAUUAACGUGAUUAAUUAAAGUUAAGCUAAAUAAAUCACUUUGAUUCAUUGACUGAUAUUGAAAGAUUUCAAUCUUAUUUUGAAAAGAAGGCUAUCUCACCUCGAAGCUUGCACAAUAAUUUAUACUCACUCCAAAGUUUAUGUUUUAAGCUUGUUUGACUGAAUUGUGAGUCAGUAACAGGGUGGUACUGGUAAUGUAUGUAUACAGUAGCUGUUAUUGCACUGCCAGACUGAUGGUAUGUACUUGUCUUAUGGAUAUGAACCAAGCUAUUUUAAGUUAAAAGGAGAUGUGUAUGAAUUUUGUCUUUGUUUAUAAGACUUUACUGCAACUCAGGAAGUCAGUUUCAAUGUUGCCUAUCUGAAAAUGGAUGUUAACAGUGAAAACAAGGUAUAAUAUAAGUUUCAUCCUGAUUACAUCCCAUCGAUAAUUUUCUGGGAUCUGGCUUUCCUACAACUGGUACUUCUUAUUUGAGCUUUGUCACUUAAACAUUUUGCAUUUUUAUUAGUUUCCCAGGACAAGCUAAAAUUUACAAGAUAUGAGUUGUUUAGUUUGGUUACUCUUUUUUUUACUGCAGCUCAUUUGAUAUGUGAUGAUAACUUUUAAAAAUCUCUUUAAAUGUGAAAUAUCCAUAAGAGAUUCUUCCCUUUCUUUACAGCAUUUGGCAAGUUUCCCCUGUUACAUUAAAAUAUUA
Messenger RNA from Syngnathoides biaculeatus (alligator pipefish), 1951 nucleotides. RefSeq names its product glycerol-3-phosphate dehydrogenase 1-like protein. Gene Ontology annotation, biological process: carbohydrate metabolic process. Lineage: Eukaryota; Metazoa; Chordata; Actinopteri; Syngnathiformes; Syngnathidae. Gene Ontology annotation, cellular component: cytosol. The transcript is spliced from 4 exons. Gene Ontology annotation, molecular function: glycerol-3-phosphate dehydrogenase [NAD(P)+] activity. Bases 185 to 589 code for a protein of 134 amino acids. The record is from RefSeq and is a predicted model, not a curated record.